AUGACUACAGAAGGAACAAAUGAAUUAAAAAAUAAUAUUGAUAAUAGUUUAAAUUAUUGUGAUUUUGAAAAUAAUGAUCUGUGUGGUUGGAUAAGUUUAAAAGAUUAUUGGAAGAUUACACAAAAUGUUGAAUUAGAUGCAAUACAUUCUAUUAGUACUUCUCCUACAGGUGUUGGAAAUUUUAUUUAUAUUCAAAAAGAUCCAUCUAUUGAUGAACCAGGGUAUUUGAUUUCUCCUGAAAUUACUUCAACACAAUUUUCACAUAUUACAAUACAAUUUUAUUAUCGAAAAAAUUCAAUAUCUCCAAUAAUAGAUAUCUGUGUAACUAAGGGAGAUAUAACAAAGCUUCGUUGCUUAGAGAGUAUCUCAGAUAAAGGACCACAACAAUGGAUAUUUAAAAAUAUUCGUAUACCUGACCAAAUAGAACCAUUUAAAAUUGUAUUUAGAGUUAGGAAUAUGAAAUCAAUUAUGGAUGUUGUUGCGAUUGACCAAAUAAAUAUUGAAAAUAUACAGACAACUAAAAAUGGAAUAAGAGGAAUUAAACCGCAAAAAAAUAAUGACAUAGAAAAUGUGUCAACAAAAAAUGAUAAAAAAUUGACAAAUUUAAAUAUAAAAAAUGAAAUGGAAUCAGAAGAAAAGUCAAAUAAUUAUUUAAAAAAAAAUUCUAAAACUCCUCAAUCUUUUAAUUUUAAUGUUGGAGAAUUUCCAUCAUUUGCACAGGGUGUUGAUAUUUUUAGACCGAAUGAGGAAACAUCACGUGGAUGUGUUGCUGUUAGAUGUUCAUUUAUGAAAAAUAGUUGUUUAUGGUCAUUAGAUAAUGGUUGGAAAAGAAUUGAUGGAAAUUUAGCUAUAGAAAAAAUUGGAAGUGAAAGUAUUACAUCUGGAUUAUUUUUAGUACCACUUGCAUCAUUUUUUGAAUUUGAUCUUUGGAUGAGUAAUUCUGCCAUGGUAUCAAUAACUCAAACUUAUGAUAAUCAUGAAGAAAUAUUAUUUUCUCAAAAAGGAAUGUCAAGUAAUGGAUGGCAUCGUUUUCGUAUACCACUUCAAGCAGGAUUUGUACCAUCAACAAUAUCUAUUAAAGCAAUUAUUAAUAAAAAUGAUUUUGUAACUAUUUCAAAUGUUAAAUUAGUUAAUAGUAAUGGUGAAGAAAUUUCCUGUGAAACUGUUCAAACAGAACCACAACAAAAAAUUUCCGUACAACAGAUAAUUAAUAAAAAACAGUUGAUUAAUAAUUAUAAUAAAGGUUCACUUCAAAGAGAUCAACCUAUACUAGCACGGUUAAAUGGGAUGCCUGUAAUUUUACCUACUCCAAUUACAAUGACACCAAUUAAACCGUUAAGGUAUAAUAAUUUUGAACGAUUAACAUCUCUCCAACAAACAAAUUUGAUACAUGAAAAUACAAAAAUUAUAAAACCAAGAAUUUAUCCUUCAUCAUUAAAAACAACAACACCAUCACCUAAAAAUGAUUUAUCUAAUUUAUUUAAAUUCACCCAACAAAUUCCUGGUGAAUGGCAACAAAAAAUAAUUAAUAGUAUUAUUCCUGGAACAAAUGUUGAUAAUAAAGAUGUUUCUGAACAGAAAAUCAAUAAUAAACAAACUUUAAAUAUAGGAAAAUUAUUAUCUUCAAUAGGUGGUCAACCUUUAUUAGAAAAUCAAUUAAAACAUUUAGCACAAAAAUUUGGUUUUACAGGAAUAAAUGAUCCUCGUGCUAUAGAAUUAUUUCAAAAGUUUGUUAAUAAUCCUAUGGUAAAUCAACGGAUGAGUGAACUUAUAAAUAAUGAAAUUUCAAAAAAUAAAAAUGAUUUAGUUAAUGUAAAAACAGGUGUCUCACCAAUAAUUCCUAUUAAUGCUAAUGUAAAAGAUUUUGAAAAAGGUUUUAAAGAAAAAUUAAUGAAUGAUAAUCUUAAAGAUUCUCUAAAAGAUCAAGAAAUUAAUAGUGAAAUAAUAAAAAAGUUUGCUAAAUUUAUUGAAUUACCAACAUCUAAUAAAAAUGAUCAACAACCUUUUACAAGAAACAAUUUAGACUUUAUUGUACACAAUGCUCUUAGCCAUUCUGAUAGUAGUUUUUGA
This is a messenger RNA of Strongyloides ratti, 2070 nucleotides long. RefSeq names its product MAM domain and Concanavalin A-like lectin/glucanases superfamily domain-containing protein. The coding region runs from base 1 to 2070 and encodes 689 amino acids. The record is from RefSeq and is a predicted model, not a curated record. The transcript has 3 exons. Lineage: Eukaryota; Metazoa; Nematoda; Chromadorea; Rhabditida; Strongyloididae. Gene Ontology annotation, cellular component: membrane.